Messenger RNA from Austrofundulus limnaeus, 13829 nucleotides. RefSeq names its product bassoon (presynaptic cytomatrix protein) b (gene bsnb). The record is from RefSeq and is a predicted model, not a curated record. Gene Ontology annotation, biological process: presynaptic active zone assembly; protein localization to synapse. NCBI's taxonomy places the organism in Eukaryota, Metazoa, Chordata, Actinopteri, Cyprinodontiformes, Rivulidae. Gene Ontology annotation, cellular component: glutamatergic synapse; cytoskeleton of presynaptic active zone; GABA-ergic synapse. Gene Ontology annotation, molecular function: metal ion binding; structural constituent of presynaptic active zone.
AAGAAAGAAUGGCUGUGCCUAAACUGCCAAACACAGAGGGCUCUGUCGGGAAGCUUAGGAGAUAUUCCAGAUUCUAUGGGAUCUUCCAUGGGAUCUCCCCGAUCAUCUGCUCCAGCCAAACAGCAAACACCUCAGCAGAAAGCACCCAAUCAACAUUCAGGGCCUAACACCACAGGUCCUCAACAACAACAGAAAUCAACGGGUCCCCAAGUAAGUGGCCCUCCCUCUAAUGUGAAACAGGCAGGGCCUGGCCCUCAGCCUAAAGGGCUUAGUCAAACUUCCCCUCAAACCAAGGGUUCGUCUCAGCCACACCCUCAAGCUAAGAGUCAAACACAUCCCUCAUCUCAAAGUAAAGGACCUACUCAAACUGAAGGUCCUAACCAGUCACAUGCUCAAAGAAAGGGCCCCACACAGCCUGCUAACCAAAUGAAGGGUCUGAAUCAGGCCAAAGGGCAGACUCAGACAAAAGGAUCUGCUCAGCCCUCUGUUCAGACUAAGGGCCCUUCACAUCCCUCUGGUGCCAAGCCUUCAUCUGGCCCUGUUAAACCUACUCCUAACCACACUAAGACCCCCACCCCUUCCAAAACGGUUCCUGCUCAGUCUAAACCCACAGGUAACAGCCAGGCCCGCAAGCAGCCACAAAGCCAGGAGAAGACUAAAGCUGCAUCUAAAACUCUAAAAGAAGACACCAAAGCCUCACAGAAGAAGGCAUUAUCAGAGACUGACACUCCAAAAGACAUGAAGAUAGCUGAAGAAGAAAAGAAGUCAAGACACCAUGAAGAUCACAACAAAUCAAGCAUGCAGAGUUUAAGUGACACUGGAUACUCUUCAGAUGGGAUCUCGAGUUCUCAAGGGGAAAUCACAGGUCGAAUCCAUGAAGAGGGAAUCAAGCUUAGUGAAAGAGGUGCUUCCAUCCCCUCAGAAAUCACCAAGUUAGAAAGCUCCAUGAAACCUUUGCUUGAAUCAAAGACAGCCUCUGACCAGAAACACAGGCCUCAUUCACUUUCUGUGGGGCAAGAGUACAGUCCUGAAGAUGAGGCAGCAAGGGAUGAAUCAGAAGAUGACCUCAGUUGCAAGCUCCGUCACGAUUAUGUAGAAGACAGCAGUGAAAGUGGUUUAUCACCGUUGCCAGUAAGACAAAAGAAGUCACAUAAAGAUUUAACAGAUGAAGAGUACAUGAGGAGGCAGAUUAUGGAGAUGAGUGCUGAUGAAGAAGAAUUAGAAGAAUUUGGAAACCAGAAAUCUAAAAAGACACAUAAAGCCAGUGGGGAUUUAGGGAAAGAGAGAAGACGUCUCUCUCACCAGUCUAAUAGUUUUGAAGAUGAUACAAAAACUUCAGAGGGUGCUUAUAAAACUAAAGAAGAAGAAGAUGUUGUAAUGGCUGGGGGUCUUCGGCGUUUUAAGACCAUUGAGCUGAAUAACACUAACAGCUACAAUCGAGACAUUGAGCUCAGCAGUGAACAUGACCUCCGAGAACCAGAGCUUGAAAUGGAGAGUCUGACAGGUUCUCCUGAAGAAAGAUCCAAGGGAGAUUAUUCAUCCACUCUACCUGCCACUACUCCCAGUUACACAUCUGGAACAUCCCCAACCUCCGUGUCAUCCAUGGAAGACGACAGUGACAGCAGCCCUAGUCGGAGGGCACGACUUGAAGAAGCAAAGCAGCAGAGGAAAGCUCGACAUCGUUCUCACGGGCCACUGCUGCCCACAAUUGAGGACUCCUCUGAAGAGGAUGAGCUUAGAGAGGAGGAAGAACUGCUUAGGGAACAGGAGCAGAUGAGAGAUCUAGAGCAACAGAGGAUUCGAAGUACUGCUCGGAAAACAAAAAGAGAUAAAGAGGAACUUCGCGCACAGAGGCGCAGAGAACGGUCCAAAACCCCUCCUAGUAAUCUCUCACCUAUUGAAGAUGCAUCACCAACAGAGGAGCUGAGGCAGGCUGCAGAGAUGGAGGAGCUCCACAGAUCAUCCUGCUCUGAAUAUUCACCCUCCAUGGACUCAGAAGCAGAAGGUUUUGAGAUGAUUGGAGGAAAGCUUUACAAAUCAGGAAAAGAAUUCAAUCUUCCAACCUUUACAUCACUUUACUCCCCAACAGAGAAGACAUCAACAUCUGAUAAAACUCUAAAAAGUGCAGAAGAGGUGUACGAGGAGAUGAUGAGGAAAGCACAGCUCAUGCAGAAACAAGGAAAAACAGYUAAUCAACAGAAAGGUGGCUCUCAGUCAGAUGGUGGGUAUCAUCUCGAAGCUGGAACAUCUCUAACUCCAGGCUCAAGUCCUACACAGGUUACUGCACCAGUGUCCUUCUCCACAACAGGCGGUGAUUCGAGAAUUGCAGGUAUGCAAGCAGCACAACAUUUAUCAAAAGAAACACAGAACAGAAUGAUGACACAGAGUGCCAAAAUUGAAGGUGUCGUUGGAAUUUCGACAACCAAAGCUCAAAUGAGUCAGGCUGCCUCAGCUCGGCAUGGAGGAAGCACAGCCCCUGUUAGCAACCGAGCAGGCUCACAGAGGCCAACACAAGCAACACCUGAUCCUGGAUCAUCCUCCCUGACCUCCAAAGUUUUUUCACUCUUUAAAGGACCAAGCCCCCCAGUCUCCCCCACUACAUCUCCAACGCAAAGCCCAACACAUGCACCACCUGUGCGACACACUAGCGGUAACAGCAGGCAGCUGCCGUCUUUGCCAGCUGGUGCUACAACAGUUUCCGCAUCCCACAGCUCUCAAGCAUCUCCAAGAACAAUGUCACCACGUCUUGUACGACAACAGUCCUCUCAAGAUUCACCAGUCAUGGUGAUAACACUGGGCUCUGAAAGGUCCAGUCCUGCCAAACCACUUACUGUAAAUUCUUCUACAUCUCCCCUAUCAUCACCAACACAGGCAAGUUGUAAAACACUGUAUAGCUUUCAAACCCCUUCAACAAGUUCUCCAACAUCACCCCAAAUGUAUCCUUCUCAUCAGGACCUAAAGAAUUCUUCUCAAAUGGGUCACAAUGUUGAAAAAGUUAAUGUUGGUGUUAGUGCUAUGACCACAAGUGCACAAAGUCGGGGUUCAAUGGAAAAUAUAUCUCUGUGUAAAAUCUCUAAUGUUCCUGGCACUUCAAAGGUUGUGGGGCAAAACCAAACACUUCCAAACACCACUGUUGUGGAUCUAAGAGCUCCAUUGAAGCCAGCUCCAAUUAUAAUGACAGACCAGGGCAUGGAUCUAACAUCUCUUGCCUCUGACACAAGAAGGUACUCUUUAGGACUAGAGCAGCCAUCCGGAAGACAUACAUUAGUGCAGCCCCUUAUUAUGAACCUCAAUGCCCAAGAGCAACCACACAURUCUGUGUCAACACCAACAACCGUUAGUGUUACAGUUGCAGGGUCAGCAUUCAUGUCACAACCCAAGCAACCAGUUGUAUAUGGAGACCCCUUACAAAACCGUGUGGAUUUAGGUCAGGGUGUUGGAUCAGCUGUGUGUUUAACUCAGAGUAAGCCGCUGAUUACUGACCCAUCUAUUCCUAAAAUUGAUGCCUGCCUGGAAAAUCUUGAAAUACAGCAGCAGCAACUGCAGUUGCAACAACAGAAGCUUCUUCAGCAGCAGCAACUUCUUGAGCAGCAGCUUCAGCAGCACCAACAGCAGUCUUCUUUUGCUCGUUACAAUUUAGCUAAUCAGGUACAGCCACUGCUGAUAAAAAAGGAUGUCAUAGUGACCCAGACAAGUAAUGCCCAUCCUGUAGUGACUGCUAGUGCCAUACCUAGAAUAUCCCCUGUGGCUCCACCAUCAGUGUCUGGGGCUCUUACUUCUAAUGUAUCCCAUGAAAUGUAUGGUGGCAUUGCCUUAGAGCUUAAAAAUAAACCAACAGUAAUGAACUUGUCCACAGGUAAACCCCAUGUUAUGAUGGUGCACCUCGAUGAGACAAACACAUCACAAGGCAGCACAGUUACUCAGCUGGUAAAGCAAGAAGACAAGGCCCCUGCUCCUCCUCCACCUCAGGUUUUGGAUCUGACUGGACAGCUCAAACCAGAUAAUCAAGUGGCUUGUUGUGAUGUUGUUUACAAAUUGCCCUUUGCUGGUACCUGUUCAGGGUCUUUCUCUCAGAAGUCUCCCACAGUAUCUUCAGAUAGCAAUCCCAUCACUGAAACAUCUCAAGUCGCCCAACCUCCCCACGUACCGCAUUACAGCGUUAGCCAACAACAGCAACAACAAAAACCUCAAGUUACCCAAGGAAUAACAAUGGAUCAUAAACAAUAUCCACUACCUGUACCACCUUCUGGAAGAAUACAGCCCUCCAUGUCUGAUACUAACCUGCCUUCAAUGACUGAUGCUGCUCACUAUCAGAACAAUCUACAAGGGGGGCUGGCAGUGGAUCUUAGCAGUUUGAAUCAAGUUUAUGAUGCUGGAUACCUUGGCAUGGGGGCACAGUAUGGUUCUUACACAGACCUGCGUCACCAGGAUGAUUUUUCAGGUCCUUCAUUACCCCUUCGUCGAUAUGGCUCUAUGUCAAAUAUUAAUUCUGAUUAUACCUGUGGCUCACAGGACUCUAAUUUGGCUCAAUACAGUGCAACUACUGCCAGGGAGAUUAGUCGCAUGUGUGCAGCUCUUAACACUGUCGAUCAGAUUGGGAGUCGUUUUGGAAAUAACCCUGAACUGGCAGCAUAUGCAGCUGGAAGGGGUGGACCUUUAGCAAGACUGAAUCUCCAUCAAGGUUUAGCAUCAGUAAGAGCUAAUUUGCUUUAUGGAGCAGAUGGACGACAAACAGUGAAUGGUCAAACUCUAACAAACCUAAUAAAUGCUAGACAGGCAAGUAUACGCGCCUUGUAUCCUGCUGCUAUGAGAGGAGGUGAUGGUAUGAUAUAUUCUACCAUAAACACUCCCAUAGCUUCAACUUUGCCAAUUACUACACAGCCUGCCCCAGUCAUACGUCCAGUACCUAGGGGAAUUUACAGACCAUACCCUACAGGUGUAACUGCUGUACCCUUGGCUAGUCUGGCCAGGUUGCCUCAAGUGACUCCCAGGAUGCCUCUGUCCACACAAGGACUAUAUUCUUAUCCUCCCCCAAACCAGUAUCCUACGUCAGCCCCACCAUCAGAAAGUGCUUCUGUAUUAAGCAGCUCGCACCAGGAAACUCCAGUGUUUCUCGGAAAACCUUUAACAACAAUAGCUGCCCAAACAGCUGCAACCAUUCCAACAACACAACCAGCAGUACAAUCAGGAACCCAACAUGUAUCUGUGCCUGGUAUGCAAACUACAACAGUUCAUCAAAUAGAUCGUCCUCAACUUACCUCACAGAGUCUUGCAUCACUCUCUCAAACUCAGUCUCAACCUCCAAUUGUCCAACCAGUACAGCCUCAAAUGCAGGCACAAUUGCCUGCUCAGACUGAACCUUUAUCUUUGACACAAACUCAAGCUCAACCCAUCAGUCAGCCUCAGUCUGUAGUUCUGCCUCAAACACAGUCAAAAGCAACAACAACUGAAACUGCCCAAACACCAAGUUCCAAACUUUCCUCUUCAACUGAUGCCCAGAAAAGUAAGGAAGAUGAAAGACUUAGUCAACAACAAGAGCAACUGUUGCAGCUGGAGCGAGAACGAGUUGAACUGGAAAAAUUACGUCAGAUGCGCCUACAAGAGGAGCUAGAAAGAGAUCGUAUGGAGCUUCAGCGUCACCGAGAAAAAGAGCAACUACUUGUUCAGCGGGAACUUCAAGAACUGCAUACAAUCAAACAGCAGGUCCUGCAACAACAACAAGCAGAGCGUGAGACGCAGCUUAUAAUGCAGAGAGAACAAUUGGCCCAGCAAAGAAUGCAACUUGAGCAGAUUCAGACUCUACAACAGCAGCUUCAGCAGCAGUUGGAGGAGCAGAAAAGGCAAAAGACAGCUGCAGUGGAGGCAGCAGCAGCAGCUGCRGCUGCUGAGGCAGCUGCCGCCUCAGCUGCAGCUGCUGCAGCGGCAACAUCAGCUCAGGGUGCCAUCCAAGGGGUAGUUGUUGGAGGAGGGGUUCCUCAAGGGUUUAUAAUAUGUGACCAGAGUGGCAGAGUAAUUCAAAAAGAUGGACAAAGUGUUCAGUUCUGGCAGGAUGGGCAAGUGGUGCAAGCAGUGAUGUCUGCUCGACCUAUUCAAAGCUCCGCCUCUGAAAUGUCUUUGAAAAGCAGUGACAAGCAGAUGGAUCCUAAGAUUAUGAAAAAGCAGAAUUCCAUGCCUCGGCUGAGGGACGGCUCUGAGGAAGAAUCUGUGAAAAGAAUCACAGACAGCUGUGUGCAAACAGACGAUGAGGAUGGUGAUGAGAGGUACUUGAAUAGGCGAAGGAGAACAAGACACAUCGCAGACUCCUGUGUGCAGACUGAUGAGGAGGACCAGGCAGAAUGGGACCAGCAGCCAGUAAGGCGCAGGCGAUCUCGUGCAUCAAAGCAUUCAGAGUCCAGUGGCGAGGCAAAGUCUGAAGGAUCAUCUAAAGUGGCUUCUGCAAGCAUAGCUAUUCAGACCACUAAUGAUUCGUCAUGCCAAACAGAGCCAGACCAACUAGGCAGGGUUUCACCCGCAAUUCACAUUACUAUGGCAGAGACCUCAAAAGUUGACUUAUUACAUUACAUAGCAGCUCCUGAAAGGACUCACAAAGGAGAGAGUCUAGCCUGCCAAACUGAACCAGAAUCACAUUCUCAGGGAGUAGUCACCCCUCAGCUGAGUGUCCCAACAACUAUUAGUCCAUACUCAACAAGUCUGCAUAUAGUAGGAGCAAAUACAUCUGACCCAACCUCUCCUAGACUCCAAGGUGUUGCUAAGUUUGAAAGGAGGAAACCAGACCCACUGGAAAUUGGCUAUCAUCAUCAACAAAAUGAGUCUUCAUCUCGACAACCCCCCAAAUCUCCCCAAGUAUUAUACUCCCCAGUAUCUCCACUGUCUCCUCAUMGCAUGUUGGCCACAACAUUUGCCUCGCAGGAGAAGCUGAACAAGGCCCACGUUACACCACAGCAGAAAGCCUUCACUGCUGAAUCUCCUCAACGCCACCAGUCGCUGCCAAGACCCAUAAAAAAUGUGCAGCGUUCAAUGUCGGACCCUAAGCCACUCAGCCCAACAUCAGAGGACCCUGGCAAGAACAGGUUUUCUCCAUAUCAUCAUCAAGUUGUGUCCAGCAGCCAGCAGAUGGCCUCCCUGCAGCAGCAACAGAACUCUCUGAUGAGGAAAGUAAAGAGGACUCUCCCCAGCCCACCACCAGAGGAGGCUCCGCUCCCUAUUGUUUCUCCGGCACAAAUGUACAGUUCUUCCGGCAUGUCGCAGAGGGUCCUUCCAAGACCCACCCAAGUAGUUACCAAGGCUGGUCUGUUGAGCGAACUGAAAGCUGUGGAGCAAGAGUCGUCAAAACUGCGUAAGCAGCAGGCUGAACUGGAAGAGGAGGAAAAAGAGAUUGAUGCCAAACUGCGCUAUUUGGAGCUAGGCAUCACUCAGCGAAAAGAGACCAUGGUAAAGGAGAGGGAAAGGAGAGAGUUGGCUUACCUGCGUUGUAUGGGGGAUGCUCGAGACUACAUGUCAGACAGUGAGCUCAACAACCUCAGAAUGGCAGCUGCAACAGGAACUUAUGAUGCUAAUGGUUUACUGACAAGGCCUAGCACUGCACCACUGAGUCAGUUUACUAAUGACCUCAAUGUCACCUCUCAGUAUCCCUCGACGUCGUCCUAUAUGCCAUAUCCAUAUCCUCAAGGUCAACCAUCAACACAACAGCCUGGCACUGCUUAUCCACAAAUAGGUUUCCAGCCUCCUCAGUAUCCAUCCUCUGCCCCCCAGCCCGGAACCUUCCAGCCCCAUCCUCCUACCGGCCCUGGGUACCAGAACCAGGGAACCUAUUCUUCCCGGACGUACAGCCAGUCCUCCUAUCAAACAGACUUUUCUAUGCAGCAGCAUGGUCACCAGGGCUUCCACUCACCCGCUCAGCCUAUGCCAGGACAGAGCCUUCCUUACCCCAGCCAUAGUUCCUACCAACCUGGUCUCACCUAUCAGCCCCAGGCGGAGAUCCUUACAGUUCAUCAAAGACCAAGGCAAACAUCUUUGGCAGACCUUGAACAAAAACUCCCCACCAAUUAUGAGGUCAUUAGCAACCCAGCGGUGUCAGUGGCUACAUCAGCUCCAGAUGCCAGCUUUGGUUCAGUUUAUAGCAGUGCAUACGGGCAAUACCGUGCUCCAGAGCCAGGCCUUACUCACUCAGUAGACAGCCCCUCUGCUGCAUAUGGUUCAGAUGGUCUUUAUACUGCCAACCUGGAGCAGAACAUUCCAAGGAACUAUGUGAUGAUUGAUGACAUCAGUGAGUUGACAAAAGACAACACAGGUCAACCGACCGAUGCUCAUGGUCAUCCUGUUGGAGGGCCGUAUCGCAGUGAGAAUGGCCCUGCAAGAGGCCCUGCCUAUGAUGAACCUGUUGAUGCCUACGGUAGACCUACAGGGUCAACCGGCUACCAGAGCACAGUGGACAGUCGCACCAGCACCACAGUGAGUGGAGGCACACCUUAUUACUACGACGAUUACAAACACACGUCACGCUCUGGUAGCCACAAAGUUACAUCCAAAAAUCUUGCUCCUGCUGUAGUUUCCUCUAAACGCAGUAAACAUCGGAAGCAGGGAAUGGAGCAGAAAAUUUCUAAAUUCUCGCCCAUCGAGGAAGCUCGAGAUGUGGAGUCUGACCUUGCUUCUUACACGCUGACAACGUCAGCUGGAGGUACGUGUCCAGUUGUGUCGAGAUCCAAGAAGCUUCAGGAUGAUGUCACCUAUGGCAUGAAAAAAUACGAUCAGCAGAAAUAUUACGGCACCAGUCAUGAAGGUCUUGAGGAAGAGGACCGCAUGUAUGGCUCUGGUAGGUCCAGGUCCACCGGGUAUGGAAUGGACAAGAUAUCAUCCAGAGAUGCCACGGGCCAUCGCAGUAAAUCCUAUGAAAGGGAUGCUAUGGAGCGGUCUCAUAAAACCAGCCGCAGUGGUAGGCCGCCCAUGCGAAAUCAGAAUUCAGAAGAGGAGAGUCCACAAAGUCCUGUUGGAAAGCUUGUAGGCAUGGGAAGAGGCACAGGCAUACCAGAGGCCCAUGAUGUGAGAAACCAGUAUGGCUCCAGCCAUUCACUGCCAGAUGUGCAGGACCACCACAAGAAGGACCUUCCUAGAAGUCAUGUCUAUAAACCAGACGAUCCUUAUCUUGUAGAUGACAUGCACUGUGCUGUUUCUGACAGUGAAGCAUAUCAUUUAAGCCAAGAAGAGACUGAUUGGUUUGAAAAACCCCGGGAGGCCCGCUCUGAUCGCUCACGACAUCAUGGAAGUGGGGGUCACUCCUCCACUGGCAGACGUAGUAAACACUCCUAUCAUGACUAUGAUGAACCUCCAGAGGAAUACGGUCCACAGGAUGAGUACAACCAGCGCCACCCCUCCGCCACGCCACGAGAACACCGUCACCACGGAGGCAGCUCUGGGAGGCACAGCUCUUCUCGCCACUCUUCAGAAGACCCCAGGUCUUCACGCUCGUCCAGGACGCACCCCAAGGAUCCAACAGGCCGCCCCGAUGCGCGGACCACCUCAUCCGUCCAAAGAAGGAGUGGCACAGAUUCCCGUUCUGCUCACGGAAGCCCAAGAAAUUCAGGAGACUUCUCUCGAGACUCGCCCUCUGGUCAUCACCAUGGCACUGCUGGAAGGAGUCAGAGACCACAAGGAGAACGCACAGCCACCAGGAGACAAGAUCCUUCUAAACCUCAGAGCCAGCAGGCUCCUCAGGGCCAUGCUGGGCAGCAGAGAUCAGGUGGUCAGGGGCAGUCAGGAAGACAUCCAGGCUCUGAACCACUUGAUGCCAGCCAACAGCCUCAGCAGCAGCAGCAGCAUCAGCAGAGUGUGCCACAACAACAGCAGCAGCAGCAGCAGCAGCAGCAGCAGCUUCCACAGCACAGCCAGACCCUUCAGAGUAGUCAUCCCUCAACAGGGAUGACUACAGCUGGAACUGGGCCAACACAGCAACAGCAGCAGGCGAAACCUGGACAAGCUCCAUCACAGGGACGGCAGCCAGGAGUGGGGUCUGCAGCGGGCCAGCAGGCCACAGCGCCAAAAAUGGAUGCCACUCCUGCAGCAGCUGCCACAGGAAUGAAACCUCCAGCUGGAGUCCCAACAGCCCCCCAGCCCACCAAAAUAGCUACACCUCCUCUUACAGGCAUAGGUUCCAAAGCUGCUCCUGUUGGAAUCGGGAGCAAACCAGUUGGAAUAGGAAGCGCUGCAGCAGGCCAGGCACCAGCUGAAGGGGACAACGUUCUCACCAAAAUCCUGCAGGGAGGGGCCGCAGAGCAGGCAGGAAAACUGGGAGAUGCUUUGUCUGGUCUGGGAAAAAAGUUCACUUCGUUUUGGUGAACUGAAGCGAGGACGGGUGUGCAGAAAUAAAAACGAGGUGGAUCAGUAGCUUUGUACCGGAAAACCUAUGAAACCACAUGAAAUUCAUUUCACUUUACAGAGAAAACAGGAGAGACCCCGAGUGCAUCAGUCAACCUGGAAUCAAAGGAUGCCUUGUCAGCAAUGAAUUCCCCAGACAUGGGCUCACGAUUGAAGGGAAUUAAAUAAGGGGGAUCGCUUUGUCAGCACGCUGUUUCAAGACAUGAGCAGAGGACUGAAGAGGCCUGAAAGUCAACAUUAAGAAUGCAGUGAAGUGGAAAAGGAAAGGAGUGCUCAGCUUUCUUUCUUUCUUCCUCUGCUCUGGGAAACAGUUCCAACACCCUGCUAAAAGAGGAAGCUGGAUAUGAUGGGCAAAACACAGUGUGUUUGAUCGUGCUCGACCACUCGACAAAGAAAGCCUCGCAGCGCCCUCUACAGAGACGCUUCUGCAACCGCUCUUGUGUCUGAGGAGUACAUGUCUCCCAAGGCUUCUUGAUUCUACAUUGAUGUCCUCAGAGAAUUUUCAUCAGAAAAAAACAAACAAACAAACAAAAAAACAAGAAGAACACGCUGGAUUUUAUAGGUUUUCCUUAUAAUAAAGCAACUGAUCUUAUAAAAUAAAACCACAACUGGAACAGACAAAGAUUAUAACAGCAACAACAACCAACCUGGAGAUUCUAUUAAAAUCCUUGACUGCUUGGUUUCUGUGAUCUCCACAGUACAUUCCAGUAGAGGGAAAUCAACCCUAUCUUUGAAUGUGUUUUUGUUUGUUGUCUUUUUCGUUUCAGUGUCUACAGAAUGCAUUGUGUUAAUGUGGACACGAGAAUGCACGCACAAUUGAAAAACAGAAAAAAAGCCCAUAUCAUACCUUUCUUUUCAUCAGUUUUAAGAAGCCGCUGCUCAUUAGUUGUAGGUUAUUUUCUUUGGAAGGGAAUUACUACCAGCGUGCCGAUAAGUGUGAGAUUCACACAGACGAGAGGACCAAAUAGAAAGAGUGGCCACGGCUCUUUUUUUAUUUAUUUUUAUUAUUUAUUUAUUUUUUGCCAUUGCAAAGCCAUCAUUAUACUCAUCUCCAGAAACUUUUACAACUCUAUCCUUUUUAUUGAUUUUCUCAUAUUUUAACUGAUUUUUGUUCCAUUUUGUUGUUUGUUUUUAUGCCUAAUAAUGAAUGCAAGAGCCUUAUUUGCGAUGUUUGUUCUCGUAUACCUCAUGUUUUAAAGCGUCCGUAUCAUCCUGAGUUUCUUUUUACACUGUAUGAUAUUGUAUGUACAUACAACAAAUCAGAGAUCUAAUAUGUAAAUUUGGUCAUUUGUGUAUUUAAAGAGUCACAUUUCAGCGAGUUUCUUUUUACGUCGUUAUUUGUUUUACGUUUGUAAAACUUUGUAUUUUCACUUUAUAUUUGUCCGAAUCUCUGUUUUGUCCCAUCAGAUAUUUUUUUGCUUAUCGAUUUUUUUAAAAGCAAUAGCAUGCAGCAAAUGGUAUAUAGCACAAUGGUGUAAAUGUCGUCUCAACUUGUGAUGGGAAAUAUCAAACACGUCUGUCACAAGUAGCAGUAAUAAAAUCUGUCAGAGGGUUUACAGCUACAGUAUCACAUGCAUGAUAUGUUCAGCAUGCAGACAGGUACACCCACACUCGCACACACGUCAAAAAAUUAUAUAUAUAUAUAUACAUAUAUAUAUAUAUAUAUAUAUAUAUACAUUGAUCUCUUACAAAUACACACACUGUACACGUUACACUCUGCAUCCACAUUCCACUUCAGAGCCAAGGUUAAUUAAGUUCUCAUCAAAUAGACUUGUUAACCUCCUGCUGAUUAAUGAGGUUACCAACACACUAACAAGCUGGGCCCACUGCCUCAAUUUGUGCAGACUACACACCAAAACGCUCACACACAAGCAUGCAUCAAGAUACAGGAGAGGGCGAAAGCAAUUAUCAAGUCAAAUGUUCUAUGCAAUGACUCAUUUUGAACCUGGACGCGAUUUAGCCUGCAUCAGUUUAUUAUCAUCACAAGAACAACAACACAAUUAUGAAUUAAAUCCUUUAAAAAAAGAAAAAAAAGGAACUGAACAUGUUUUUACUUAGAAACUUGUCUGUAUGAAUUUGAAUACUGAAUAUUGUUUUUAUUUUUGUGGCAUGUUUUGACCCCUCGGUCCCCACACUUGGAUGGGGCAGUGGGGGGGAUCCUGUUGCCAAAGGGUAAACUGUGUCGGUUUUGAAUGUCCACCAUCAUGUUGCUUCGAAGCAUGGGUUUGCUUGGCUUUGUCUGGCUGUUUGUAAGCCCUCAUUGAGUUGUUGUGCAUUUUGGCUGACCCCAGUGUUUGGCUUGCAGUGACUGUCUGUGCGGCUGUAAACCUGUAAUGCAGAUGGUCAGCACUUCUUCAUUAAUUACGUGUCAAUGUACAUAUUGGGUGUCGGUAUAACCUGUGGGCUGAAUGGAAUGUUUAUAUUGGAUAUUUCAUCGACUAACCCACUCAGCAGCCAAGCCAUUUGAAAGGUGCAUGAUUAGAUCCUUCAUUCUCGGGAGUUGUAUUAGAAGUUUUUUUGUUCUUCAAAAAAAUUUUUGUCGUGAUUUAUUUAUUUAUUUUUUUAACCACGAAGGUUUGCCUAACAAACCUUGACCGUCACCGGCCAACGAAGCGAGUACCAGUGAGUUAAGGACCAGUCAUUCACAAAUCAGGGCAUGUCACUUUUCGAAAGCACAAAGCCUGACUGGUGGCACUCGCCGCUCAACAAAGCGUGGGAACAGAGGUUUUCGUAAGCGAGCGGCGUGAGUUGUGCGUCCGAACAACAGUGCAGUGAAGUCAAUAUGAGGUGCAUGAGACCAAAAACAGCCUUCAGUGCAGCCAUGCAGACGAACGGGAAGGCAGACAGACACAUUAUUUUAAUUCAUACUGUAAAUACGACGUCAUCUCUCUGUACAGCUUUUGAGUUUUGAGUACGGCUGUCAUGUGCAUCCCCAUGCCGUAUUUGCUGCCAACAUUUGUGUAUAAAAUAUUUAUUAUUACCACAAUGAUGAUGAUGAUGAUGAAACUAAUAAUGAUGAGGAUUAUUAAUAUUAUUGCAUAAGCAUAGUUUAUGUGGCUGACUUGUUUUGAUCCUUUACAACAGUGGAACAAAACUCGUACUCUGAAACAUUCAGUGUGUAGAGUUUCUAUACAUGUUGUGUUUCUAACUUAAAAAACAAACAGAAUUCCUCCAAUAAGRGGUCUUCCGUUUGAUGGGUAUGAUCUGUGAGGUGAUAACUGUGAGCAGAAGGGAGGGCGAUAACAGAAAACUGAAAAUCUGGAAAAUGUCAUUCACUGUUGUAAGUGCAAUGAGCAAAAUGUCAGUCGUGUAUCCAUUGUGUAACCUUGUGUUCUAUUCAGUGUAUUCCUGUAAACAGGUAGAGUACAUUUUGUGCAUCAUGUCAAGUAAUGUGAAAAUAUUGACCCUGCAAUUUCCAAACAAGAGAACUGAAUAAAAAGAAAAGAAGUUUAUUGUGA